AUGUCAUUUCUCCAAGGAAUAUUUACGGUCCUCCUUGGAGCCGCUGUAUAUUUCGUUGUUAUUCGCCGUUCAGGCAAGAGAGAGAAAGGGAUCAAUUGGCUGGGUUUGAGUGUCGUGGUCAUAAUGUAUAUGAUCUCGACCACCCACUAUGUCAUGGUCGUAUAUCAAGACUUGACCGAAUUCGGCGGGAAAGUGGACCCGGCAACGCGAGACGUCAAAGCAUUCGCAAGGUUCGGGCUUGCGCAGAUUGCGAUCGAAUUCCUGAAUUGUAUCAUGGCCGACACGCUAUUAGUGUGGCGGGCUUGGGUUAUAUAUAACCGGGAUUGGCGGGUAACAGUAUUACCCAUUGCACUGGUCUCGGGCGUCAUCAUGACGUUCUACGGUUAUAUUGGAUCAAGCUAUGCCGGUCUCAAUGAUUUGAAGGGAAACGAUCUUCAGGAGGUGUUCUCUCAAGCCCAGAAACACCCUAUUAGGACGUGGCAAGUCACAGGGAUAUCAUUCUCGACCACCACAAAUGUAUUCCUGACGUCCAUGAUGGCGAUCAAACUAAUCAUGCAUCACCGUACCAUGAAACGGGUUCAUGGGUUUUCUACCCUUAUUUUCGAAUCCCUGGUGAUCAUCGAAUCUGGUGCACUGUACACGUUCGCAUGGAUUGCCUACCUAGUAUUGUUUGCUUUAGGCCAUAACGCCGUAUCAAUCGCGCUGGAUACCAUUUCUCAGAUGGCUGGUAUCGUGCCAGCAUUGAUCAUUGUAACCAUUUCCGCCGGGCUAAGUCCCGUGUCCCCACCCUCAGGAAAACGGUCGACAUUCGCCGCAGCAAGAGGCGCGGGAACUAGCGCGACAGACAUAGCCUUCACUACACACGUAUCACUCAACGUCGCGCGCGAGACCCAUCAAGAUUCGAUAAUCGGCGACCCGAACCACAAAGAUCCAGAGGCUGUAUCACCCUCAUCAUAA
Messenger RNA from Pleurotus ostreatus (oyster mushroom), 957 nucleotides. RefSeq lists its product as uncharacterized. NCBI's taxonomy places the organism in Eukaryota, Fungi, Basidiomycota, Agaricomycetes, Agaricales, Pleurotaceae. The transcript has 8 exons. The coding region runs from base 1 to 957 and encodes 318 amino acids. The record is from RefSeq and is a predicted model, not a curated record.